Messenger RNA from Rana temporaria (common frog), 3944 nucleotides. It is a transcript of the gene TCF4, whose product is annotated as transcription factor 4. The transcript has 22 exons. Gene Ontology annotation, biological process: regulation of transcription by RNA polymerase II. Bases 358 to 2469 code for a protein of 703 amino acids. Lineage: Eukaryota; Metazoa; Chordata; Amphibia; Anura; Ranidae. Gene Ontology annotation, molecular function: DNA-binding transcription factor activity, RNA polymerase II-specific; RNA polymerase II cis-regulatory region sequence-specific DNA binding; protein dimerization activity. The record is from RefSeq and is a predicted model, not a curated record. Gene Ontology annotation, cellular component: transcription regulator complex.
ACCUUUUUUUUUUUUUUUUCAUAGGCUCGUCCGAAUGAAUUUCCUGCCCUGAGAGAUGGCUUUUCGGAAGUUUGGACAGGAUACGUAGCCCCGGGCACUUCGCAGCCCCCUUUUCUCCUGUACUUUUUCAUUUGCUGGAUUUUUUUUUCACAGCCUCUCUGAAUCAGGGAAGGUGCGUAUGCACUAGACACGUUGGAUAAGGGAGACCAAUUAGAAUCUAAAUAAUUAAAAAAACGAUCUCCCUUUUUUUUUUUUUGCACAAUUGUGACUUGAGUUUCCCUCUGCUGUUGGAUUACGUGGUCGUUUAAUGCAGGUGGCAUUUGAUGUUUACAUUGUGCUGCUGCUGUCAUUAAUGAGAUGGAGAUCGCUUCAGCGUUGAUAGCUAAGAUGUUUUCUCCACCUGUCAGCAGUGGGAAAAAUGGACCAACUUCUUUGGCAAGUGGACAUUUCACUGGCCCAAAUGUAGAAGACAGAAGUAACUCAGGGUCCUGGGAGAACAGUGCACACCCGAGUCCAUCUCGAAAGCUGUCAUGCAGCGUGCAGGCGAGUGUGCAUAGCCAUCCGCCCCGGAGGUGGCUGCAUCAUAACUACGGGGAAGGAUCUCAUUACGAACACAUGGCAAGCAGGGACCUGACUUCACACGACAAUCUCUCACCACCGUUUGUAAAUUCAAGAUUACAGAGUAAAGGAGAGCGAAGCUCAUACCCGUGCUACUCCAGAGACUCAGAUAUACAGGGCUGCCAUCAGCAAAGCCUUCUCGGAGGUGAAAUGGACAUUGGCAAUUCAGGGGCUCUUUCACCCACAAAGCCUGGCUCACAGUACUAUCAUUAUUCAAGCAAUAACUCCAGGAGGAGGCCUUUUCAUAGCAGCUCAAUGGCCGAGGUGCAAGCAAAGAAAGUAAGGAAAGUUCCUCCUGGUUUACCCUCUUCAGUUUAUGCCCCUUCAGCAAGCACUGCCGACUACAAUAGGGAUUCACCAGGUUACCCAUCCUCGAAACCAGCCUCCAGCACCUUCCCUAGCUCCUUCUUCAUGCAAGAUGGUCACCACAGCAGUGAUCCUUGGAGUUCGAGUGGUAUGAACCAAGCUAGUUAUGGGGGAAUGCUGGGCAACUCUUCUCAUAUUCCACAGUCAAGCAGUUACUGCAACAUACAUCCACAUGACCGUUUGGACCGGGGACACAUGGCAACUAUGGACAGGGAGCACCCCAGGGACCUGGAACACAUACCAACUAUGGACAGGGAGCACCCCAGGAGCUAUCCAUCACACUCGUCAACGGACAUCAAUUCUAGUCUUCCUCCAAUGUCCACAUUUCACCGUAGCAGCACAAAUCAUUAUAACGCCUCUUCCUGUACACCGCCUGCCAAUGGAACAGAAAGUAUUAUGUCGAGCAGAGGAAGCGGACCAUCGGGAAGCUCGCAGACUGGGGAUGCGCUGGGUAAAGCUUUGGCCUCUAUCUACUCACCCGAUCACACCAACAACAGCUUCUCAUCCAACCCUUCAACUCCAGUCGGCUCUCCGCCCUCCCUCUCAGCAGGCACAGCUGUUUGGUCAAGGAAUGGAGGACAGGCUUCUUCGUCUCCUAGCUAUGAAGGCCCUUUGCACUCACUACAAAGCCGAAUUGAGGACAGAUUGGAAAGAUUAGAUGAUGCAAUUCACGUACUACGGAACCAUGCAGUGGGGCCUUCAACGGCAAUGCCAGGAAGCCACAGUGACAUGCACGGAUUAAUCGGACCAUCUCACAAUGGAGCCAUGGGCGGCCUGGGCUCAGGAUAUGGAACUGGCCUCUUGUCAGCAAACAGACAUUCUCUAAUGGUGGGUUCACAUAGGGAGGACAGUCUACGAGGAAGCCACUCGCUUGUGCCAAACCAGGUGUCCGUUCCACAAUUGCCUGUCCAGUCAGCUACGUCACCGGACUUAAACUCAAGUCAAGACCCAUACCGUGGUCUCCCAGCUGGUCUGUCGGGACAGAACAUGUCUCCGGGUAGCUCCGAGAUCAAAUCAGACGACGAAGGAGAUGAAAACCAAGAUUCCAAAACAGGCGACGACAAUAAAUUAGACGAUGACAAGAAGGAUGUCAAAUCAAUAACGAGGUCAAGAUCUAGCAAUAACGAUGAUGAGGAUCUGACCCCCGAGCAGAAGGCGGAGCGGGAGAAAGAAAGAAGGAUGGCCAAUAACGCUCGGGAGCGUCUCCGCGUCCGAGACAUCAACGAGGCUUUCAAGGAACUGGGGAGAAUGGUGCAACUUCACUUGAAAAGUGACAAACCCCAGACCAAGCUUCUGAUACUACACCAGGCUGUGGCUGUCAUCCUUAGCUUGGAACAGCAAGUCAGAGAAAGGAACUUAAACCCUAAAGCAGCAUGUUUGAAGAGGAGGGAAGAAGAGAAAGUGUCAUCAGAUCCCUCGCCUCUAUCUCUUUCUGGCCCCCAUGUUGGAAUGGGGGACGCAUCAAGUCAUUUGGGACAGAUGUAAAAAAAAAAAAGUCCAGUAUUUUCCAUCUUUUUUUUCCCCUUUUGCAUUUCUUCAUUUAGGCAAGAAGCCACUUCCUUAACAGCUGUAUUAUCUUAAUCCCAGAUAAACAUUUCUCCCUUGACCCUUUUUGUAAAAUAAGACAAGUCUGAGUAGAUAUAUGCAUUACAGACGCAAGAGCAUUCCCAACACAAGAAUCAGCGCAACCGGGAAGGAUGGACUCCUAACAUAUUUUAGAAAAAUGUCCCAAGCAGUAUGGCGCAGGUGGCUGCUACGCACCCUGGACAGUGAAUGGCAAUCUACUCCACGUCGUGGAACAAUGCAUUUGUGCCUAAACUUCUUUUGGAAAAAAAAAAAAAGUAUAAUGAAAUUUGUAAGUCUGAAAAAAAUAUUUAAUUAAAAAAAAACAAAAAAACAAUUGUAUACUUGCAAUAAUGAAAAAGUGUACUUCUGGGGGGGCAAAAAAAAGAUUGUCCCCGUUAAAUUCCACUAGUGUUUAUAUUUUCUCGAGGGGAAAAACUGAAGCACGGGAAGUAUUGCUGCCCAGACACUUAACAAAACCAGCAAAUGUCCGAUUAAAAAUUAAGCGUUGAUAUUAGCCAUUCCUUAGGGUAGGAGGAACAGAUGGAUCUAAUAGACCUAUGACAAAUAUAUAAAUAUAUAUAUAAAUAUAUAUGAAAAUGUAGUGCAUAUGGUAAACUUUUGGUUCAUUUGUUUAAAAACUGUUUUUGCUUCUGUAUAAAUAAUAAUGAUGAAUAACUUUUUUAAAAAAAGAGACUUUACUGUAAAUAGGUUUGUGUGUGUGUGUCUUCUGUUUUUUUUUUUUUUUGUUUGUUUUUUCGUCCUUUGCGACUUGUCUUGUGAACUCUGUAGGGAGGUGAUGUAGGAUUAUACGCUGAGCCUAUAGUCGCUUCUCAGUAAACAGAGUUGUAAUUCCAGUCUUUUGGGAGCACAGGUCUUAGGUCACACCAUGUACAUAGUUUUCUGGGCAGCCUAAACGUGGCAUUCUCAAGUUUUUGCCAUUAUGUAAAAGCUGCAUAUUUGAGUCUAUUCUGGGAUUUUUUCAUAGGUACAAGGUUAGAAUGCUACAAAAUGUUACCACUGUGCCUUUCAAUGUUUAUAUCAUCAUUAAGAAAAGAAAAAGAAAAAAAAAAAAACUUAAGUGGCUGUGAUAUAGCUAACCAAUUUAUAAGUGUUAACUACAUAUGUAGCUAAAGCGGUAUGCAACAAGACUUUUUUCUGGUAAGGCGGUCGGAAUGAUUUGAUAAGCACCAGGCGUGAAAAGCACAGGGCUUGUCAACAAUUGUUGCCAUUUUUAAAAAGUGGCGGUGUUAAUUUGUAUGGAAGGAUAUCAGCCGACCCAAUGAGUAUCAUCUAGCACUUUCCCGAGUGUGGCAACAAAGGUUUUUUUUUUUUUGGGCCAGUAUGAAUGUGGGUUAAUAUUUGACAACUCAGUGUCACUUUCCACCUCCUCCCCC